Molecule: messenger RNA, 17159 nt
Organism: Homo sapiens (human)
Lineage: Eukaryota; Metazoa; Chordata; Mammalia; Primates; Hominidae
Gene: IGSF9B
Product: immunoglobulin superfamily member 9B
Exons: 20
Coding region: 215-4528 (1437 amino acids)
Cellular component (GO): GABA-ergic synapse; axon; postsynaptic membrane
Source: RefSeq, marked validated
AGUGCAGGUGCCGCUGCGCCGGGGCCGGGGAGGCGCGCGCCGAGCCGAGCGGAGCCUAGGAGGGAUGGAGAGCUGGCCACCCGGGCUGCAGGAGCACCGGCGCGGGGCGUAGGCGGCGCGAGGCGGGCGCGAGGCGGGCGCUCGGGCGCGAGGCGCGUGCGGGCGCGGGAGCACUUUGCGAUAGGAUGAGGCUCCGGGCUGGCGCGGUAGUACUAUGAUUUGGUAUGUGGCCACUUUCAUAGCAAGUGUGAUCGGCACCCGAGGGCUUGCGGCUGAAGGCGCCCACGGCCUGCGAGAGGAGCCCGAGUUUGUGACGGCAAGAGCUGGGGAGAGCGUGGUCCUGCGAUGCGACGUGAUCCACCCAGUGACGGGACAGCCCCCACCCUAUGUCGUAGAGUGGUUCAAGUUCGGGGUCCCCAUCCCUAUCUUCAUCAAGUUUGGCUACUACCCGCCGCACGUGGACCCUGAGUAUGCAGGCCGGGCCAGUCUUCAUGAUAAGGCAUCUCUGCGGCUGGAACAAGUUCGCUCUGAGGACCAGGGCUGGUAUGAGUGCAAAGUGCUCAUGCUGGACCAGCAGUAUGACACCUUCCACAAUGGCAGCUGGGUCCACCUCACCAUCAACGCCCCUCCCACCUUUACAGAAACACCCCCCCAGUACAUCGAGGCCAAGGAGGGUGGUAGUAUCACCAUGACCUGCACAGCUUUUGGGAACCCCAAGCCCAUUGUCACCUGGCUCAAGGAGGGGACGCUCCUCGGUGCUAGUGGGAAAUACCAGGUGAGUGACGGCAGCCUGACAGUGACAUCGGUCAGUCGGGAGGACAGAGGUGCCUACACCUGCCGAGCGUACAGCAUUCAGGGGGAGGCUGUCCACACGACUCACCUGCUUGUCCAAGGGCCCCCUUUCAUCGUCUCCCCUCCUGAGAACAUCACCGUCAACAUCUCCCAGGAUGCUCUGCUCACCUGCCGGGCAGAGGCGUAUCCGGGCAACCUCACCUACACCUGGUACUGGCAGGACGAGAACGUCUACUUUCAGAACGACCUGAAGCUGAGGGUGCGCAUCCUAAUCGAUGGGACCCUGAUCAUCUUCCGGGUGAAGCCGGAGGACUCGGGGAAGUACACCUGUGUGCCCAGCAACAGCCUGGGGCGCUCCCCCUCCGCCUCGGCGUACCUGACCGUGCAGUACCCAGCGCGUGUCCUCAACAUGCCCCCUGUGAUUUACGUGCCCGUGGGGAUCCAUGGCUACAUCCGCUGCCCUGUGGACGCAGAACCACCGGCCACCGUGGUCAAGUGGAACAAGGACGGCCGUCCCCUGCAGGUUGAGAAGAACCUCGGUUGGACCCUGAUGGAGGAUGGCUCCAUUCGAAUUGAGGAGGCCACAGAGGAGGCUCUUGGCACUUAUACCUGUGUGCCUUACAACACUCUGGGGACCAUGGGCCAGUCUGCCCCUGCGAGGCUUGUCCUGAAGGACCCCCCCUAUUUCACGGUGCUACCAGGCUGGGAGUACAGGCAGGAGGCCGGCCGGGAGCUACUUAUCCCCUGUGCUGCCGCAGGGGACCCCUUUCCUGUCAUCACUUGGAGAAAGGUAGGGAAGCCCAGCAGAAGCAAGCACAGUGCCCUGCCCAGUGGGAGCCUGCAGUUCCGUGCCCUGAGUAAGGAGGACCACGGGGAGUGGGAAUGUGUCGCCACCAACGUGGUCACGAGCAUCACUGCCAGCACCCACCUCACCGUCAUCGGCACCAGCCCCCAUGCCCCGGGCAGUGUCCGGGUCCAGGUCUCCAUGACAACUGCCAACGUGUCCUGGGAACCAGGCUAUGAUGGAGGCUACGAGCAGACAUUCUCAGUUUGGAUGAAGCGGGCACAGUUUGGGCCCCAUGACUGGCUGUCCUUGCCAGUGCCGCCAGGACCCAGCUGGCUGCUGGUGGACACCCUGGAGCCUGAGACAGCGUACCAGUUCAGCGUCCUGGCCCAGAACAAGCUGGGAACCAGCGCCUUCAGUGAGGUGGUCACUGUGAACACUUUAGCAUUCCCUAUUACAACUCCAGAACCCCUGGUGCUGGUCACCCCACCGAGGUGCCUCAUAGCCAAUCGGACUCAGCAGGGUGUGCUCCUGUCCUGGCUUCCGCCUGCCAACCACAGCUUUCCCAUCGACCGCUACAUCAUGGAGUUCCGUGUCGCAGAGCGCUGGGAGUUGCUCGACGAUGGCAUCCCCGGCACCGAAGGAGAGUUCUUUGCCAAGGAUCUGUCACAGGACACGUGGUAUGAGUUCCGGGUUCUGGCCGUCAUGCAGGAUCUGAUCAGCGAGCCCAGCAACAUCGCCGGCGUCUCCAGCACAGACAUCUUCCCGCAGCCGGACCUGACCGAGGAUGGGCUGGCGCGGCCUGUGCUGGCGGGAAUCGUAGCUACCAUCUGCUUCUUGGCAGCUGCCAUCCUGUUCAGCACCCUGGCUGCCUGCUUUGUCAACAAGCAGCGCAAGCGUAAGCUCAAGCGCAAAAAAGACCCUCCACUCUCCAUCACCCACUGCAGGAAGAGCCUGGAGUCUCCCUUGUCCUCUGGCAAGGUGAGCCCCGAGAGCAUCCGCACGCUCCGAGCGCCGUCAGAAUCCUCCGACGACCAGGGCCAGCCCGCGGCCAAGAGGAUGCUGAGCCCCACCCGUGAGAAGGAGCUGUCGCUGUACAAGAAGACCAAGCGGGCCAUCAGCAGCAAGAAGUACAGCGUGGCCAAGGCAGAGGCCGAGGCAGAGGCCACCACGCCCAUCGAGCUCAUCAGCAGAGGCCCUGACGGCCGCUUCGUGAUGGACCCUGCCGAGAUGGAGCCCUCGCUGAAGAGCAGGCGCAUCGAGGGCUUCCCCUUCGCCGAGGAGACGGACAUGUACCCCGAGUUCCGCCAGUCGGACGAGGAGAACGAGGACCCACUGGUGCCCACAUCUGUGGCCGCCCUGAAGUCCCAGCUCACCCCUCUGUCAUCCAGCCAGGAGUCCUACCUGCCACCACCAGCAUACAGCCCUCGGUUCCAGCCCCGCGGGCUGGAGGGCCCCGGUGGCCUGGAAGGUCGGCUUCAGGCCACAGGCCAGGCCCGGCCCCCUGCCCCCCGGCCCUUCCACCAUGGCCAGUAUUAUGGGUACCUCAGCAGCAGCAGCCCUGGGGAGGUGGAGCCGCCCCCGUUCUACGUGCCAGAAGUGGGCAGCCCCCUGAGCUCCGUCAUGUCGUCCCCGCCCCUGCCCACCGAGGGGCCCUUUGGCCACCCCACCAUCCCCGAGGAGAAUGGAGAGAAUGCAUCCAACAGCACGCUGCCCUUGACUCAGACACCUACAGGAGGGCGCUCCCCUGAGCCCUGGGGCCGGCCAGAAUUCCCCUUCGGGGGGCUGGAGACCCCAGCGAUGAUGUUCCCCCACCAGCUGCCACCCUGUGAUGUGCCCGAGAGUCUGCAGCCCAAGGCCGGCCUCCCCCGAGGACUGCCCCCCACCUCCCUGCAGGUGCCCGCGGCCUACCCGGGCAUCCUGUCUCUGGAGGCACCGAAGGGUUGGGCAGGCAAGUCGCCCGGCAGGGGCCCUGUCCCAGCGCCCCCCGCCGCCAAGUGGCAGGACAGACCUAUGCAACCUCUGGUAAGCCAAGGGCAGCUGCGACAUACAAGCCAAGGCAUGGGCAUACCUGUGCUGCCUUACCCCGAGCCGGCUGAGCCGGGGGCGCACGGCGGCCCCAGCACAUUUGGCCUGGACACCCGGUGGUAUGAGCCCCAGCCCCGGCCCCGGCCUAGCCCUCGGCAGGCCAGGCGCGCCGAGCCCAGUUUACAUCAAGUGGUGCUACAGCCCUCCCGGCUCUCACCUCUGACCCAAAGCCCCCUCAGCUCCCGCACCGGCUCCCCUGAGCUCGCCGCCCGUGCCCGGCCUCGCCCGGGCCUCCUGCAGCAGGCAGAGAUGUCAGAGAUCACCCUGCAGCCGCCGGCUGCAGUCAGCUUUUCUCGAAAGUCUACGCCGUCCACAGGCUCCCCCUCCCAGAGCAGCCGCAGUGGGAGUCCCAGCUACCGGCCCGCCAUGGGCUUCACCACUCUGGCCACCGGCUACCCUUCCCCUCCACCCGGCCCCGCCCCUGCUGGGCCUGGGGACAGCUUGGACGUGUUUGGACAGACGCCUUCCCCUCGAAGGACGGGGGAGGAAUUGCUCCGACCGGAGACCCCACCACCCACGUUACCUACUUCAGGAACACUUCCACCUGCACCCGGGAACGCUGCUGCGCCUGAGAGGCUGGAGGCUCUGAAAUACCAACGGAUAAAGAAGCCCAAAAAGUCAUCCAAGGGCUCUUCGAAGUCAAAGAAACGAUCCGACGAUUCUGCCUCCCAGACUCAGCAGCUUCCCAACUCUCAGGUUCUGUGGCCCGAUGAAGCUGUCUGCCUCCGAAAGAAGAAGAGACAUUCUCGUCCUGACCCCUUUGCCCGGCUCUCAGACUUGUGCCACCGCCAGCUUCCGGAAGACCAGACAGCGAUUCUCAACAGUGUGGACCACGAUGACCCAGGACAUGCCACUUUGCUGUGACUCCACCCCACUCUAGGUGUCCCCGGGGCGAGGUUGCUGGGCUCAGGCAGGGAGGGCCACUGUGUGGGGGUGUGUCCUCCUCCGUCUGCCAAGGGCGGCCCAGACCUUUGUCCUGCAUGCCCCCUCUUUUGCCAGAGCGGGUGUCUCCCUCCAGAUCCUGGCCGCCUGUCUUCAGGACGGAGGGUGGGCACACCUUCCACCUGUGGGUCGAGGUCAGGAAGUGGAUUGGAGACUGGGCAACACCUGUCUCCUCCCCUCCGCCCCCUGCUUCACUAGGUUGAUUUUUCUCAUCUCUUCCAAUGUCUUUGGAAGUGAAGAGGAAAGCAAUGGCUUUUACUGCUCUCUGCUUCUGUUUCAGUUUUUCAAGUCCUGGAAGAAGGCUGGACUUAAUGUCCAUCUUCCACACCCCACAUAUAUAUAGAUAUAGAUACAGAUGCAUAUGUCUGUAGUGUGUGGGUUUCUCUAUGUGUGUAUAUAUAUAUAUAUAUAUGUACAUUGAGGCAAAGUGCUGUUGCUCUCUGUGGUCAGUGGAGGCAGGAGGAGGAGGGCAGUGGCCAGCUGGGGUUUGCGAGCAGGGCUGGCUGCACGUUGGCCAGGUGCCUGACAUCUGUCUUGGGGGAUUCUUUCUCCCAAAACAAGAUCCGUGUCUCUCAGCUGAAUUCUCCGUGUGUCUCCUACCUUCUCCCACCCAGAGCAGAAAUGGGGCCUUGCUGUGAUUACCGGCUGCCUUCUAUGGGGGUUCAGUAAUGAGUUACUGCAGAACUAAAUUCAAGCCUUUGUUUCUUGGUUCCUGGGUGAAGAAGGGGUGGCCAGGCUCCUAGACCUGCAUCUUUCUUCCUUCCAGCGUGGCUCACGCUGCAGGAGUAGAGGCUAACUCAGCCGCGGGGCUAAAGCAAGCCUCUGGUGCACAUGUCCAGCGCAUCCGUCGGCGCCCUUCCGCCCAGCCAGGCCGUGAGCUCUGUGGCCAAAGUCUCCCCACUGCGGAGCCACCUGUGCUAGCGCCAAGCUGCCGGCUCUAUUUAUACCGUCCCCGGCUCAGCACUCUGUGCAGUGCUGUUCCACAGCGGCUGAUUGGAUCCUCCUUUGCUUUUGUGGGAGCUAAUUCUCCAGAUUGAUUAAUUACCACUUGUGCGGAGCCGCCUGUGGCUUUCCCGCACUCACCACGUGCUGCCUGCCGACUCUUCUCUGCCCCGGGGCCUUCGUCCUCCGGUGGACCUGAGCUGCAGGGGGAUGAGCUCAGGUGAAGCUAGGGCGCCUCUGGCUGCUGGGGCCUGGGACGCUCUGGAUCCUGCCCUCUUUGCCCAGUUCUAUUCUGUGGCUGAGGCGUAGGAAUGAAGGCGGGAGGGGUGGUGAGUAGGGUCUGGGCACUGACUCUUCCUCUGCCAAAGUCUGGUCCUGGUUCAAACUCGUAGCAUCCAGAAGCUUCCUGAGAUCAUCUUCCCACUAAGAUGUCUCUCUGCCGGUAAGAUAUGGUGCUGCCCAAGGGCAGGGCAGAAGGCCCCGAGGGCGGGGUGGAGGGGAGAUCUGCCCCUCCCCCACUCUUGUGUAGGAGCCCCCCUUCUGGCUUGGCUUAGAAUGAAGGUUCCUUGAAGUAUUUCCUUCUUGGUGCUGCUGUCUUGGUGGGUUUGGGGGCACCCACCUCUCCCGAGUUCCCUGCUUGGACGUGAGCCACGGCAGCAUUGGAUGGCUUCUGCUGGUCUCAUGCAGCUGCCAUGGGCUUGGCCCAGUGACCUCGCAGGAUGAGGCCUUGGAUGGCUGCUGUCUCUUCUUGGCGUUUCCAUCUUAGGGGAUGGACUUCUUCUGUGCCACACCGGCCCUGGUCCUUCCUUUCACCCAGGGAGCUGAGGACCAGCUCCACCCUUGAGGUUUACCGUGCAAGUAACACCACCGCAGUUCCUUUCUGAACACAUCUGAAGGGGUCAUGGUGAGAGAGGCACGCAGGGGCUUCUGAGACUGGGCCGUGCACCCUUGGGGUGGAACCUGGGCCUUCCAGUUGAUGUGCUUCUCUGGGGCGUUGGAAUCCACUUGACCACUGGGCACCAGCUCUGCGAGAUGGAAGAGCACACAACUCUUUGUGUUCUUUUUUCCAGGUAGCACACCCUCUGCCCCCGCGUCGUGAUGUGCUGCUCACUUGGGCGUCUCUCCUGGGGGAUGACGGGAGCCGGCUUACCUGAGGUGUUGGGGUGGGAGGUGGGGGCUUACCGCAAGCUGACGUGCAGCCUUUAUGCACUGGCAGUGUGAGAUUUCUACCCCAGAGGAGCUCACGGGGCUCAGCCAGGCCCUGGGAUGCACUGGGAUGUGGGCAUCAGGCUGUCAGCCUUCAGGAUGAAUUUGGCCUACUUUUCUGAGCACCCUCCUGGGAAUUCCAGCCCUCAGGUUAGAAAAGAAGAGGAGAUGAUGAGGUAGAAGGCUUUGCUUCUUUCGGAUGUCAUGAGAGGCUGAGAUGCUCAGGCCAUGGCUGUGCCUUCCAGGGCACCCCCGUGCUAACCCAGGUGCUGACUCCUCCUCCGCUUCCUCUGGCAGUGCCCAUGACCUCAGCACGUAGACCCAACGCGGGGAGCCGUGCUUUUCGCUGGUCACCGAGUGGCUGCUGUGCUGUGGCUUCCCUGGCUAGGGCAAGGACGUCAGGUCUGCCCAUCUCUCAGUGGCCUGCCACUCAUUCAGCUCCCCUGAGGGCUUCCUCCUGUGACAGUGUCCUCGGAGGCCAGCAGCCCUCCUGCAGCCCGUGGACGGCGAUGGGAUUGGUGGAACGCAGUUCCCUCCGUGGAUAGAGGGUGAAGAUGUCACAGGCACAAGUUUAGGUGCUGGGUGUGGGCAUGUGUGACAGCGUGGUUGUGAGCAUGUGGGUGAUGGGGGUGUAACCACCUCUAGGGACCAGUGUCCUUCAUAGUCUGCCUUUGAACAAUGGCAGUGACUACUGAUCAGCUUCUUAGGACUUCGGCACUCACUCUGUAGGAGAUCACGCCUUCCAAACUUCCCCUUUUACGGUCUGGCGGCCUUGCAGUAGACACGACUCAGAUGUAAACCUGCUUCUGUGUCUCAGAUGUCUGUCUGCCUCUUCAGCAUCAUGGCUGAGAACUGUGGCUGUUGUAGUGUCAGGUGACCCACAGACCAGGAAGAGGGGAAAACGGUUCUUAGCGGGGCCUGGACAACUGCAUUUGCGUGGGGAGAGAAGAUGUACGACGAGGCAGAGAGGCGAAGCCUGUCUUGAUUUGCUGGUGGGCUGCCGUGGGCUCCCUGGUGCUGAGCGGGGUCCUGUGCUGGAUUGUUGGGGUGGCUCUGGGCCCAGCAUCUGGGAGUGGCCCUGCCUGCUGCCAGUCUGCCUCUAAGCAGCUUCCCUGGAGAGACUGGGGGUAGGACAGGCCUUUUGAGAUCCUACUUUCUUAGCAGGAAGGACGCCUUUUUCCCAGCAGGCUGGCGGGGUCUGUGCCCUCCUUUGAGGUGCUUAGUCCCACAACCAUGCGCUUGGGGGAAGACUGAAGCCGGGUGGAUUGAGCCGAGUAUUUCUUGUUAUUUUUCCAUGCUCUCUGUCUUUAUUUUUGAUUUGUGAUCUAAAAUAUUUGGGGUUGAACUGAUUUAAUUUAUUCCUCUGCCCUUUUUGUGCUGAGGAAACUGGGGUAAGGUUCAAAUGUGAAAUUUUCUGAUUUUAUUUGGGGUGGGGGACAAGGUUGACGAAACAGUAGCUUCUAGGGAGAAACAGAUUUCACGGAGCCUCCAGCAUCUUUGGCACUGCCCACGAUCUGAAUCUCCAGGGCUGAAGACUGCGUGGCUGGAAUCUGUUUCUUCCUAUUUUGUUAGCAAAAGCCUUUUCCAGGCUUGGGGGUGGGGUGGGGGAAGAAUUGUACAUAAAGUACAUUUUAUUAAUCUGUAGAGAAACCUAGGAAAAGAAAAGCUAAUGGUUAAUCUUGGGCUUGCUUUGCUUGCAUGUAAAGGAGCUUUGGGGGCACUGCAGGGAUGGCUGGGGAGCUGCAGGAAGGGGCAGAGGGUGGAGCUGAGCGGGUCAUGGAAGGCUCUGUUGAGUCCAGCCUCUGUGGUACUCUAGGAGCUGUGCACAUUCCCACCGGGGCUUCUAACCCAGCCCUGCCUGGGUAUCUUCUUCAUAUAAAGUGGAUCUAGUAGGCAGUGUGUAGAGCCCCAUGUGGCUGUGUGUGUUGCUUUAGGGAGAGGGCCAAAGAGGUGCCUUAUUGGCCAGCUCUAGAUUGACUAGGGUAAUGGAUGGGGCACUGGUGUUUCAGGAGGGGGAGUUGGAGAACUGGAGGGUGGAGGGGAGGCCUGUGUGCUUUGCCAGGUGUUGGUGAGGCUGGAAGGGGCACAGAGGGUGAGGUCAGGCAUGGGUUAGGAUGGUGAGACCACCCCAGGGGACACCAAGCCUCAGCAUCUCUUUGAGUCAUGUGAUAACUUAGUUACUUGUAAGGGUGCAGGGUACACACUGGGGGAUCAUCCCAAGAUGACGAAGAAUGAUUGCCUGGUGGGCAUCUGGCUGGGGAGUGGUAGCCAUGCAGGGCAUGUGGGAGGGGGAUCUGGGCAUCAGGGACGGAUUGUGGGGUGGGGUCCUGCAUGUGAACGCAGACUGGAUCUUGGGAGAGGUCUUGCUUCUUAGCUAGAUCUUCCUUGCUUCUUCUAGAAUUAGCCUCUAACACUAAGUGCCCAAACCAAACAUGGACAUCUUCUUUAUAUUGUAUUUCAACUUCAUUUGUUUUGGGGGCUCCUCAGGCCCAAAGCUGAGAAACUUGUCUUGAGAUGCCCAUCCUAUCACCAGCUCUUCAUCAGUGGAGAAGGAAGUGCCAUUCUCAUUUUCCUAAGCUGCAGCGGUGGGUUGCCUCUCCGUCCACAAUCUGAAAAUGUUCAUGGGCCUUGGUGAUGGUGAUGGUGAUAGAGAGGGGGAGCUGGAGCCUGACGUGCCUUCAUCCCCCUUUCCUCUUGAGGUAGAGAGGCUUCCUUCCGGCCAUGAAGUUGCACAGUGGCUUCGUGAGGCCUUCUCUUUACUUUCUCUUCUUUUGAUAGGCUAAAGUCACUAGUCUGUGGUGGAGGUGGGAGGGCAAAAGAGUUUCACCUGAAACUCUUGGCUUGACCAGCCAUUCUUCUCUCUUUAAUGUCUCCAGCUCUGCUUCUUUUUAGAUUAAGAGGCAGAAUGAAAAAUCUCUUCUUUAGAAGAAGUCAGUAAACCAAGGAUCAAAGCCCAGAUUGGACUUUCGCACUCUUACCAGCUUGCUGUUUGGCUAGGGGUACCAAUCACCACCCUUCCCUCUGACUGCGAGUGAAUCCACACUGGUUCAGAGCCUUAUUUCUGGGUUCCUGUCUGUACUCUCAAAACCUUCUUUCAGGAGCAAGUAUAAUAACCCCACCAGAUGUUCUGUGUGUUGGGUUGCCGAGAAGGUGGAAGUUUUUUUCAACCUCAUUUUAAGCUGUUAGAAAAACACUCAGUAGAUUGAAUUUGGUCCAAAGACACCACCAUCCCCUGAGGGAUCCCAUGUAGGAUAAGGAUAAAUGAAGCAUCCAUACAGGGGUCAUUAAUGGCUGCUCACAUCUUAGAGAAGGAAGAGUCUGGGUAUCUUGGUUGCCAUAUACUCUGGUGGAACAGUGGCCAGUCAUUAAAAUCACAUGGGUGUUGUCUUCUGCGGUGUAGAAGACAGUAGUAGUAGUUAGGGUUUCGGACGAGAGCUGGUGAAAAGCUACCGGCUUUGGAGCCCUGGCUGGGAGAGCUAGAUUGGACAGUUUUAACCCCGUGGCUCAAAUGCUCAGCUCCUGUCACUGGUCCUUGGUUGUCACCAUUCCCAUCACACUAGAUGGGGACGUGAAUGGCUGCCUGGGCCUGCCUUUCUUUCGGGUCUUGAAGAAGUGUGCUCCACCAAUCCUACCUCUCUGUGGCACUGGAUUUCCUGGAUUUAUUUUGCGAACUAGGGCAGGUUCUCCCUCGCCACCCCGUAUACACACCAGUUAGCUUCCCUUCCCUUUUCCUUUCCCCACUUCUGUAUGGCUCCAGGGAUCGUGAACAUGUGCGUGGUUUACGAUGGGGAGGUGGUGGGAGGGGCAGGGAAUCUCGGAGGGCAGGGGGUUGGGCUGGGGAGGUGACUUGCAUUUUCGGCCUUAGAAAUGCUGCGGGCAUGCACGUGUGGGGUUUUCAUAUAAGCCAUGGGAGGGGCGAGUGCCCAGCCCUCCUCACGCUGGUGGUAGAACCCAGGGCUUUGGCCUCCUUUUGGCAUAGUGGUCUAUGAAGCUGUAUUUCUGGUGGAGGGAUGAGCCUCCUCACGGUCAUCUUGCAGUUCUUGAAAGGGUAGUUGUCAGCCACUCUAUCAAUGAGGUUUUAUAUGGCCUCCCAUGAACAACGAGAGGUGUGCCAUGGCCGACGGUGUCCUGGCAGGGCUGGAGAAGGGAUUGUCUCAUGUGUCCUUCUGCAGGCACCAGGUUGUCCCCCUGGUCUCUAACCCCCAGCCAGCUGUCUAGUCCAGUGUUUCUUUUCUGGAUUCAGGAAGUAAGUGGGGUGUGUGUGUGUGUGUGUGGGGUGUGUGUGUGUAUGUGGUGUGUGUGGUAUAUGUGUGUGGUGUGCAUGUCUGUGUGUGGUGUGCAUGUCUGGUGUGUGUGUGUGUUGUGUGUGGUGUGUGUAUCUGUGUGUGGUGUGUCUGGGUGGUGUGUGUGGUGUGGUGUGUGUAUUGUGUGUGGUAUGUGUUGUGCGUAUUGUGUGGUGUGUUGUGUGUGGUGUGUCUAUUGUGUGGUUGUGUAUGUGUGUGGGGUGUGUGUGGUAUGGUGUGUGUGUAUCUGUGGUGUGCGUGUAUGUGUGAUGUGUCUGGUGUGUGUGUGUGUGAUGCAGUGUGUGUGGUGUGUUGAGUGUGGUUUGGUGUGUGUAUGUUGCGUGUGGUGUAUGCUUGUGGUGUGUCUGGUGUGUUUGGUGUGUGUGUGUUUGGUGUGUGUGGUGUGUCUGGUGUGUUUGGUGUGGUACAUGGACUGUGUGUGGUGUGUGUGUGUGCUAUGUGUUUUGUGUAUUGUAUGUGGUGUGUUAUUGUGUGUGGUAUGUGUGUAUUGUGUGUGGGUGUGGUGUGUGGUAUGGUGUGUGUAUGUCUGGUGUGUGUGUGUGUGUGAUGUGUCUGGUGUGCAUGUGUGUGAUGCGGUGUGCAUGUGUGUGAUGUGUGUGUGUGUUGUGUGGUUUGGUGUGUGUUGUGUGUGGUGUGUUGUGUGUGUGUUGUGUGUGUGUGUGGUGCGUGUGUGGUGCGUGUGUGGUGCGUGUGUGGUGUGUGUGUGUUUGUGUGUGUGGUGUGGUGUGUCUGUUGUGUGUGGUGUGUGUGAGAGAGAUUUGUACAGACAUGCUGAUUUGCCUGCGUAGUGUCAGGCCCAGGAGACCCUCCUUUGUUUGGCUCUUUUGCUAGACAACUUCUGUUUGGGUAGGAGGGUCAAAUUAGUAAUGCACCAUCUUUAAUGUAUUUUUUAUGGAGACUGUACAUAAAAUUAUAUAAAUCUACAGAAUUGGUUCUAUUUUAAGGAGAGAGGGGAAUGUAUGUGGGAGGCAAGGAUCAGAUGCAAUCGUGGAGACUGGGAGCUUCGGGCGAGUGGCACUCGGGUGUGGGGAGCGGGAGGGCAAGAGAUGAGUGCCGGGCAAGAUGGGCAGGGGCCCGUGCCCUCUGCACACAUAUAUAAAUAUAAAGAACACCUAGAUAAAGUCUAUAUAUCUCUAUAUCUAUAUGAAGUCAUAGUUUGCUUUAUUUUUGUACCUGUGCUUAGAGAUGUUUUGAGCAGUGCUACCUUCCCAGGCAGUCUGGGAUACUAGCUCAUGCCUUGACGCCACCUCCUUCCCUGCUCUUCCUUUGGUAUUCUCUCUGUUCAGAGUUGCUUGGGUCUUUCUGAUGGAAAUGUGUAUAUAUGAAAAGUUUGUAAAAUAACAAAACAAAUAACCCACCUGCAGGAAGGACAAGUGAGCUGAAGGUUGUGUGGAGCUGCAGGAUCUGAUAGCCCUAAAGAACCAGGACCAAUGUGUCUCUUGCCACUUGGGAGGGAUGUUGACUUGAACUUCUUUGCAGAGGGGCUUAACAGGGCAAGGCUGAGGAGAUGAAAACUGUGACUCCAUCCCCACGUGGCUGUGGAAAGGUAACCAGUUCCUCAGAGAAAACCUGGCUUCACAGCAUUAGAAAGGGGGUGGUUGAGACUACCUAGGGACCUACGGUGACACCUGUCUUGGUUUGUAGCACUGUAGCUCAGACAGCUCAGACCGCUCAUAGAGGGCAUGGCAAUGGGAGAGUUUGUGAGGCUGGCUGCCUGGGCUUGGUCUUGGAGAACACAUGGCCUGUUUAGUGUUGCUGCAGAUUCUUAGAGCCAGUGUGAAUGUGGUAUGUAGUAUAAAUAUGUCAUCUAUGUUUUUUUCAGUUAUUUUUAAUUGGAAAUAAAGUGCCAUUGCAAAUAGGAUGCUCCAAUCCUGGGACACUGAGUGGAGGAUGAGGAGGGAGAGAUGAACUGUGGGCCGGCCUGGGAGAGGGGGUCUUAGUGGAACCUUCCUUCUGGCCUCCAGCCGGGGACUUACAAAACUGAACAAUGUAUUGGCAGAACUGGACCCACAAUGGGAGAUUCUGGGGAGCAGGAGUUCACUUGUAUCUGAGCAGGAAGCAGUGUGCCCUGAAGAAUACCUCUCUGAGCAAAUUCCAGACCUCACACAUAUGCAAGGGCUCUGCCUUGCAGCCUCAGCAAGCGUCUCCUGGUGCUAGCUCCUUCCUGACUUGCCCGGAGCUCGGAGUGAUGUAUUUGAAGCUGGUGCUGGGCCAGAUGGUGCAGGCAGUGAGGAGAGACUCAGGACUGCAACCUUUCGGCUCCUUAUUCCUGCUCAUCACUCAGAAAAGGGCAGUACUAACCCCUUUCCUAACCAAGACAUGGCACUCCCUAAGAGCUCUUGUCUAUAGAGUUUGGUCCUUAGAGGAAAGCAGAUACCUUCAGCGUGAGAAGGGCUUGGUUGACAGUUUUGGGGUAUUAUGGGAAGAGUAGGUUGGGGUAAAGCUUGAGUCUAACUCUUGAUCCUUACAUGGACCUAUGAGGCCCUGCCAUUCAGUCAGGCACUGUCCUUGGGUCCUCAAAUUAACUGCUGAGAACACUCCCCACUUUCCGAGGACGCUGAUGGGAAAUGGGCUCUGUCCAUGCAGCUGGAAGGAUCCAGUGCUGGUGCCACUGUCAGUGGCACCAUCCUUGCCUUGAAUGAUCUUUCUUGCAGGCUCCUGCAGCUGAGUGUUUCUUGUAAGAUUUUUCAGGGGGAUUGGGCAAGAAGAAGAGGUGCAAAUUCUGUUCCCUUCCUACCUUGAAGCCUUCCCAGACCACCACGGUCUCUGCACAAGGGAGGCUCCCAUUACUGUUCUGUUGGCUUCUAGACCCACCAUCCCCUCUCUUUCUGUGGACUCUGCCCGACUUCUGGCCACAUGCAACCAGCAGAGUAAACUGCUCCAACACCUCGGGCAUGUCCUAGGGCUUGCCCUCCCACCAGGGCCAGCCCAAGAUUAGGUCCUCAGCAGCAUCAAGGUCUGGGAGAGCCACUGGCCCACAUGUCACCAUUCUAUUCCUCAGCCUCCAACAGGACUCUUCAUUUUGGGGAGGGAAAGGGAAGAUGGGGCCAUAGCCCCUACCUUGAAAUUGUACAGUGUGGAGGGGAUGUUAGUGCCUACCUGUGACCUUUCUGCUCCACUGCUCAGCAAGAUGAGGUAAGGUUGGGUGUCAGAGGGGACCUCCAGCUUCUCUGAAGAGCCAGCCCUUAAGGCACUUGGAGCAAAGGUCAUUGAGAUCAGCUUUAUGUGGAGUAAGGAGGAGGCCUGGGAACCGCUUGUGGCAUCAGUUGGGGCGACAGGUGGAUGAGUGUGCUCUGAUGGAGCUUUUACGGCCCACAGCCACUGCCAGGAGCCUGAGCUCUUCCCCAUGCUUGGGACACGUUCCUUGGUCCCCACAGCAGAAUGGACAUUGAAUUUUGGUGCUUUUCCCUUUGGUAGAAGGUGGAGGUAUCUGAGGAGUUGUUUCUGUCUUGCUACCUCUGUCUACUAUAUAGAGCAAGAGUCGGGAAUAGGGAGAUGUGUGAGAAUCACUCUCCCAUGGAUCAGUGUGGGCCCUGUCCCUCUUCCCCACUGUCACCAACCAGCAGCUUGGGGAAAAGGCUCUGUCGUGGAUUUUUGCUGCCUGCUUCCCGCUUCCACUCUUCUUGGCGGUAGAUGUUCAUGGUGAUCCACUUUGGGCGGUCUGAAAGUAGGAGGUGGGGGAAGAGGCAAGCCUGCACACACACUUCCUGUCCACAGGGGGUUGCCUGUGGCAUUGGAGGGUGGAGUCUCAGAGUCCAGGGACUGGGAGGAAGGUACUUGAUGGGAUGGUCUUGAUUCUGGAACUUUAGACUGAGGUGUUAGAAAGGGGAAUUGUUGGCUAGGGGAGAAGAGCAGUUUAACGCUCCACUUGCUAAGUCGUCUGUAUCAGUGUCAGAAGGUCUUGACCUCCCAUUCAGAUUUAAUUUCCUAACUGCCAGGUGUGGGGCUGGGGAUAGAGGGCCCAGAAGGGGGCGCAGUCACUGACGUGAAGGGACCACAUCCCGCUUCAUGUCAGUGACUCCUGCCCCUUGGUCUUCAGUGUUUUUCUCUUCCCCAGGAGGGACUUUGAUCAUGCAGGAUAGAAUUCUCCCAUCGCACACCUGGGGGCAAGUUUUAGAUGAGCUUCUUUCCUCCAUUUCACCUGGUGGUCUGAGGACACACAGAGGGUGGGGGUGAGCAGGCAGUGUGGGUGGGGAGGGGCUACCUCCCCCAGACCCCUUACAAACUCUGUACCUCUCGGUGCGCGGCAGCCUCUUGCUGUAGUUCUUCUUUUCUGGAUAUGACUGUCAGUUUCGUCAUGAGAUUUCUUGCUCUCAUUUCGAACUCUUUCUUUCUUCCACUUUCUUUGGGGGCGACCCCCGAUCCAUGCCAGGUCUUCCUGUGAAGACCGUUCCAACCUCGUUUCCAUUUCUUGAAUGUUGAGUAUUACAACAUCACUGCGCUAGGGUGCUUCAUGGUGCUGUUCUCGAAGAGGCCAGUUGGGCUGAAUCUCCUUCCUCCCACUGGCUCCUGAUAUCUUGCUGUAUUUUGUCUUCUUUCUGAUUUUUCCCUAGGGGUUUGGGGUGGGUGACUUAGGGGCGGCUUUUGUGUUCUCCCUCUCUCUCUCUUUCUUUUCUGUAUGUAUGUAUGGACUGGUUAAAGUGAGUUUGGGCAGCUGACUUUAUGGUAUGGGUUGGCUGACUUUUGUUCAACAUUAAAGACAAACCAACAAAUUGUACAGCUGCACACAGAACACCUUUGAGUGUGAACUUGAAUGGCAACUAGAGGCUUACUUUUUGAACUUCAGGUAUGUAACUCAAAAGUAAAUAAAACCACUAUUUUUUCAGUAAGCUUUUUUUUCUUCUAAAAGAUGACUUAGAAAUCAAACUAUAAGAACAUGAAAUCGGUGCUGUACCAAAGCCUUAUAUGAACAUAUUCUACACUCUGUAUAACCUGUCUGUGAGGAGCUCCCUGCUCUAUCACCCUCUUCUCAAAAGCCUGGGAAUGCCAGCGCGUGCCAAGCCUGGGGCUGGGUCUUGGGGACCUGUGGGCCAAGGGCACCCUGGGAAGUAAAAGAUGACGGUGAGGAUGGGACACCCUUCUGCUGCCUGAGCAGACUGCAAGGAAACCAGAUGUGUGUGUGUGCGCGCACCUGCAUAUAUAUGUGUGCAUACCUGUGCGUGUGUGUGCGUGUGCGUGUGUGCACGCAAGAGAGUGAGAGCGGGAGAGAGCUCACAGGUGCACAGUGUCAUGGUGAAUGUACUAAGUACGAGCUUGAAGGGAGGCCCAGGUUGGCUCUGGGAGUGGGGCGGUGUGGGAAUGAAGGGGGGAUGCUCUCUCCCCUGUUUUCUGCCUCCUUCCCUUCUCCGUCAGGGAAGGGAGGUGUAUUGGAAACAGCUACACUCUCAAUCAGGUGCUUUUUUUCCCUCAAAAUCUCCAAACUCAAAGCAUUUAUAAGGGGCCCUUCCAAUGGGCAGGCACCCCCAGCCACCAAAUCACAGACUUCCAAGAGUAGGAGGAACUGUCUCCUCCCGAACCCUUCCUUGCUUUCCUGGGGAAGAGGGUUCUUCCUGCAGGGACCCUGGGCAUCCUGCUGCUGGGCCUGGGCCUAUAGACUGCCCUGCCCCUUCUUCCCAAACACUGAGAAGACCCCGCUGGAGAUGACCCCAAAGCCACGCCUGCUCUACGGCCCUAAGCAAUAGACGCCUGCCCUGGCUGCUGAUGAUGGUGAUCCCUUUGUCCUUUGACUUGGCAGUCAAAAAUGGAGUGACACCCCAGACUCAGUCAGGAAGAGAACCUGCAGCCUGCCUCAGCUCAGGCUACCACGCCAGGCUCCACUCGCUGGUAUUUCCAGGCUUGCUAAGUACUAACCAACUCAUCCCCAGUAACACUGCAUGUUCAUAUCCUGAAUUACAAAUCAAAAUGAGCAAACACGUGCAUAAGCAAAUGAGAAAAAAGAAGGCACACAUCAAAUGAUGAGAUGUGCAGCCAGUGCAGGUACCCCGGGAGUGUUGCAAGUUAAACUGAUGAAAAGACGUUUAGUAUUUAAUUGCUCCUCAUGUAACAUUACUCUGCUUCAGAAAUGUUUUGUAUUUUGAUAUAAAUAAACAUUUGCUAAAAAA